AUGGGCAGGCGCCAGCAGCCCAGUGCAAUGGAGCAAGGCCCCACGGCGUCAGGGACCGAGUGGGGCAUGCAGGUGGCCAGAGGCCCUACCAGCUGCUACCGGGAGCUGAGUCGCUUCCCUACUGUCACCCGUGCCGCCCUUGGGGCCGCCUCCGGGGGCCAGUCCUUCCUGCUCUACACUGAGUGCAGCCGCCCCGACCUGUCCCGGCAUCGGCUGCUGCGCUUCAGUCGCCACUACAGCCUGCAGCGUGCAGGCAGCCGCAGCAUCGCCGUCAGCCAGGCAGCGCUCAGCGCCGAGAUCCACAACCAGUACGGCAGAGACAGGCGGCUUCUCAGCCAGGACUCACCUACAGGACAGCACCGUGCCGUGCUCAGCCGCUGCCCGUGGCUGGGCCACGAGCUGCUGGAGGUGUGGGGCAGCAGUGGGCGCAGCCACAGUGUGGACCUCACAGCACUGGGGAAGCAUGGGGAGGUCUACACGGAGGGGCCCUUUGCCUGUCUGUCCUGGUCCCACUCGGAGACACAGCUACUCUACGUGGCCGAGAAGAGCCGGCCCAAACCACAGCCCCCCUGCCCCUGGGAUGUGCCAGGAGCAGCCAGGCCAGCAGAGGAGCACAAGGAUGGACAGGAUGAACAGUUUGUGUACCACGAGGGUUGGGGGGAGGCACUGAGCACCCGCAGCAUGCCUGUUGUCUGUGCCCUGGAUCUGGAAAGCAGCAGCCUCUUGGUGCUGGAGGGCAUCCCAGAGCACCUCUGCCCUGGACAGGCCCUGUGGUCUCCAGAUGACCAUGGUGUGGUGUUUGUGGGAUGGUGGCAUAAGCCCUUCCGCCUGGGGCUGAGUGCGUGCUCCAACAGGAGCCCUGAUGGCCAGCACCUGCUCUACCUGGAGGGGGACCUAGGGGGGCCCCACCGGCAAUGCCUGCGACUGCGCAUGAUCACCUGGCAGACAAGGCAGGCAGUGACUGUUCUCGAUGUGGUGCAUGAGCCUACAGAGGCCUUCGCUGGGCUCUAUGUGGAGGCACUGCCACCACGGUGCUGGGCAGCUGACAGCCGUCGAGCAGUGCUGGGCACUCCGCAGAGAAGCCGCACAGACCUGCUGCUUGUGGACACGGAGACAGCUAUCAUCACCAACCUCACAGCAGGCACCCAGGCUUUUGAAGCGCUGUUGCUGAGCCCGACAGACAGCAUGGUACCACACCCCCUCAUCGUGUGCCCCCAUGGUGGUCCCCACGCUGUCUUUGAUGCCCGCUGGCGCCCAAGCAUGGCCGCACUGUGCCGGCUGGGCUUUGCUGUGCUCCUGGCCCCCAUCUCCCCAGUGAACUACCGUGGCUCCCUGGGCUUCGGUCAGGCCAGCAUCAGCUCCCUGCUCUCCCGUGUGGGUGAACAGGACGUGGCAGAUACCCAGCUGGCAGUGGAGCAGGCACUGAGCAGCGAGCCCCUGGACCCGCACCGCCUGGCCUUGCUGGCCGGUUCCCACGGAGCCUUCAUUGCCCUGCACCUCCUCACCCACGAGCCUGAGCGCUACCGAGCCUGUGCCCUGCGCAGCCCCGUCUCCAACCUGCCCGCGCUGCUGGGCACGUCCGACAUCCCCGACUGGCGAUACACCUCCCUGGGGCUGCCCUACUCCUUUGAGCGGGUGCCGAGCGCUGAAGAUGUGGCCACCAUGCUGCUGCGCUCCCCCAUUGCCCAGGCAGCCCGGGUGCGGACGCCGGUGCUGCUGUGUGUGGGGGCCCGGGACCAGCGUGUCAGUCCCACGCAGGCACUGGAGCUGUACCGAGUGCUGCGGGCCAGGGGGGUGCCAACACAGCUGCUGUGGUACCCAGAGGGUGGCCAUGCGCUGGCCGGUGUGGAGAUGGAAGCCAGUGUCUUUGGGAACUGUGCCUGUUGGUUCCUACAGCAUCUGGGGCAGCUCCAGCAGGAUGGAACAGGCCAGCACAGCCCCUAG
Molecule: messenger RNA, 1944 nt
Organism: Indicator indicator
Lineage: Eukaryota; Metazoa; Chordata; Aves; Piciformes; Indicatoridae
Product: acylamino-acid-releasing enzyme-like
Exons: 19
Coding region: 1-1944 (647 amino acids)
Biological process (GO): proteolysis
Molecular function (GO): serine-type endopeptidase activity
Source: RefSeq, a predicted model, not a curated record